This is a messenger RNA of Betta splendens (Siamese fighting fish), 2003 nucleotides long. RefSeq names its product stathmin-like 4 (gene stmn4). Gene Ontology annotation, biological process: neuron projection development; regulation of microtubule polymerization or depolymerization; microtubule depolymerization. Bases 198 to 764 code for a protein of 188 amino acids. The transcript is spliced from 6 exons. The record is from RefSeq and is a predicted model, not a curated record. Gene Ontology annotation, cellular component: neuron projection; cytoplasm. Lineage: Eukaryota; Metazoa; Chordata; Actinopteri; Anabantiformes; Osphronemidae. Gene Ontology annotation, molecular function: tubulin binding.
UUGGACCAAUAGGGCGUCUCCAAGGUGAUGUCAUGGAUGCAGCGUUGAUGCUGUUGCUGAUGCUGUUGCCCGGCGCCUGUAUCUGUGCAGCUAGGCGGGGGUAGCUGUAGUCACCAUCAGCAGCAGAGACAACAGGGACAGAGGGGGAGUGAGAAGGAUCUUCAGCAUCCCUGAAGAGUUACAUUUGCAGCGAGAAGAUGACUCUGGCAGCCUACAAAGAGAAGGUCAAAGAGCUCCCCCUGGUGUCUCUGUUCUGCUCCUGUUUCAACCCACAGACUGCAGAAAAGUCUACAUACAAGGCAGAAGAUGCAGUGGAUCUGGGCUGGUGUGUCAUCAAAGACGUGGAGGUAAUUGAGCUGAAUAAGCGGGCAUCAGGUCAAGCCUUCGAGGUCAUCCUUAAGCCCCCAUCCUUUGACGGCGUGCCAGAGCUCAACGCAUCCAUGCCGCAGCGCCGCGACCCCUCCCUGGAGGAGAUUCAGAAGAAGCUGGAGGCUGCUGAGGAGAGGCGAAAGUGCCAGGAGGCCGAGCUGCUCAAGCACCUGGCCGAGAAGAGGGAGCACGAGCGCGAGGUGAUCCAGAAGGCCUUCGAGGAGAACAACAACUUCAUCAAGAACGCCAAGGAGAAGCUGGAGCAGAAGAUGGAGGCCAACAAGGAGAACCGGGAGGCGCUGCUGGCCGCCAUGCUGGAGAGGCUGCAGGAGAAGGACAAGCACGCUGAGGAAGUGAGGAAGAACAAGGAGAUGAAGGAGGAAGCCUGCCGGUAGACGAGAGGAGCACAGAGAGAGAACACGAGGGACUGGGGGAGGUUUCUGAGUUAGUGAAAAAAACAUGGGAAUUUACAUUACAAAAGAAGACCUUGCAAAACAGCUACAACAAAGGGAAAGUUUUCAAAUUUGAUAUCGAUGACAAUUCUGGACCAGGUGCACAAAGUUUAGUCUUGAUGCUGAAAUUGAACUUUUUUCAAACGAGUGAUGUUGUGGCAUCAGACAGAAUAUAGAUAUUUAGCUAAUGGGCUGCUUGGUUCGUGCGGUGGGAAACGAGACGUGCAGCCAAGCAGGAAAGAAGCUGGGAGUGAUUAGUACCUGAGCUGCUGUAUGUUCUUCUUGACUUUAGCGAUGCUCUGUCAUUUCACUUUUCCCAAAUUGGCAGCAACAUGCAGUAAUUACACAAAUUACAUUAGACCUGAUAGCGGCGACUAAACGGGAGCUGUAGAAGAUGAUGUGUUUGAGCUGAACUGGACGUACUGGUGUGUUUUAGGAGCCCGACUCCAUACGUUUUUCAUUUACAUACCAGUCUCUACACAUAGACAGCACAUAACUCACAUUCUUCUGCUACACACACACACAUGGAUUUGUUUUGCUUGGGCCCGCGGGUCUAACGCUGUUUUUUUGUGUUUCUUUGCGGCAACAUUUUUGGAAGUCUUCGUUCCUUCUGGGGACGUGUCCGUGCUAAAUUCGGCGAAUCGUUCUAAACGGUCUCUGAAUCGGCCGUCUGUGUGUUUUUACAGGACAACUGUGGCGUGUUCUGCCAUUUCCAGGCUCUUUGUAAAGCUCUAAUCGUAGUGUAGACGUAGGUCAGUGAGAUGCCUUUGAGUCUUUUAGAUUUAGAGCACCGACUGCACUCUUGUUUCUUUAAGCACAACUCAAAAGCACAUAAUCAAACACAAAACGGACUGAAAAUGCAGUUAAAACAAGGGUGACGCGACAACGCGUUAACGCAGUGACUAACACUAGUUCAGGACUGGGAUUAAUUUUGUUUGACGCCAGCCUCCGUUCACUGUGAUGAUUGAUUGUCGGUUAAUGAUAAACCCAGAGGAGGAACCAGAAAGAUGAAAUCUUGAGUUGCUGAGUCAUACUGACUUGAAUUUGAAACGUCGCACAGGAACAGGGGAGUCCCGACGUGGGGGUUGUGCUCGUUGUCCUUGUGUGUUGCUGUGUGUCUUCGAGGCUGAAUUGAUUGCAUCUACAGUGUUUGGCAUGGUCAGUAAAAGCAGCUUGACUGAA